Messenger RNA from Daphnia pulicaria, 1098 nucleotides. RefSeq names its product phospholipase A2 hemilipin-like. Lineage: Eukaryota; Metazoa; Arthropoda; Branchiopoda; Diplostraca; Daphniidae. The record is from RefSeq and is a predicted model, not a curated record. Bases 147 to 1010 code for a protein of 287 amino acids. The transcript has 5 exons. Gene Ontology annotation, biological process: phospholipid metabolic process; arachidonate secretion.
CGAUCAGAAGCAGGUCAUCCAUGCUCCCUACAAUAAGCUGGACGACUUGACAACGGAGACCAAUUUUUUAAGUGUUCAACAGUCGUCGCCGAAUAUUCAGUGGUCUCACAACGCAGUAUUGAUUUAGGAGGAAAACAAACUAAAAUAUGAUUCUCAUCAUAGUCUUGUCUCUUUUGCAAGCAAUUGUUGCGCUUGUUUCAAAUUCCACAGGAUCCAACGAAUUAUUGGUUCUAGAUGGGCAUCCGCGUGGCAGAAGGGCUGUGCUCGUGAACAGUGACCCCAACGAACCUUGUCGAAUUUACGGCCAUAGUAACCCCAUACAGGUUAUUGAAAAUCUACCGGACGGGCCAAGACUCCGAACAAUCAAUCAACAAGAAUGGUUGACAAUUGCCGCUGAUUGUCAACAGCGGUUGCUCACUCUCAAUCAGAAGCCGACCACUGCCAGCAAUCAGAUAGAUUUCAUUUAUCCAGGCACCAAAUGGUGUGGAACAGGAGACGUUGCGAAUAAUUUUAAAGAUCUAGGACCUCAUGCCGCCACUGACAUAUGCUGUCGAGAUCAUGAUUUUUGCCUAGACACUAUGAAACCUGGAACUUGCAAAUAUGGUUUGUGCAACACCUCAGUCUUCACUAAGUCCCAUUGCGAUUGCGACGACCGAUUUCGUCAAUGCUUGCUAAAUGCGGCGAAUGACCCAGCUAGUGUUCCAGUGGGUUUCAUCUAUUUUGACGUUGGUUUUAUAAGCUGUUAUCGCCAGACACCUGACUGCGUCAAUAAAGUAUUCAGGGAACCAAUAGAACUAACUAGGCGGAAGAAACGACAAAAUCAAUCGAGAACCAGAAAUUUGCAAAACGGAUGGUGUUUUAUCCCGCCUCAACCGUUUAAAAAAUCGGCAAUGAUCCGUAGAAACCAACCUGACGGUAUAUUCCGGCACGUCCUAUCAACUAUGAGUGAUGUUUCAACAAUGGUGAAACAAGUGGCUGGAUCUACCUUGUCUGUGCAGUCUGGAAAAUGAGGGGCAUACGGAAUGUAAAGCUUUUACUGAAUUGGCUGUAAAGUUUUCUACCUGAAAAGCCCUGUCGAAUAAAACAAAAGCAAUACAA